Molecule: messenger RNA, 734 nt
Organism: Schistocerca serialis cubense
Lineage: Eukaryota; Metazoa; Arthropoda; Insecta; Orthoptera; Acrididae
Product: ankyrin homolog
Exons: 2
Coding region: 97-729 (210 amino acids)
Molecular function (GO): protein binding
Source: RefSeq, a predicted model, not a curated record
GGUGGACCGGCCACUACAGAGGGUGGGCCAGCCACUACAGAGGGUGGACCAGCCACUACAGAGGGUGGACCAGCCACUACAGAGGAUGAGGGUGCUAUGCCAGCCACUACAGAGGUUGGGCCCACCCCUGCCUCUCACCGCCAGCUCCCCUGCGACCCCAGCCAGGCUCACGUCACAGCUGCGCUGCCCACGAUUCCCCAGCGUACAGCUUCGCCUGGUGAAGCCACAGCCUCCCCCAUGCGGAACCUUUCUGGACGAGAGAGAGACGGGAGGCUGAUACAGGCAGCUAAGCAGGGGACAGUGGGGGCGCUGCAGGAGCUCCUUGCGAUAGGCGCAGACGUGGGGGCGAGAGACGAGAACUGGAGUGGAUGGACCGCCCUCCACUGGGCAGCAUACUGGGGAGAUGCGGAGGCGGUGAGGUGCCUGGUAGAUGGCGGGGCCCAAGUGGACGCCAGAGACCACAGGAAGAUCGCGCCUCUGCAUUUGGCUGCAUUCAAUGGCCACACGGCUGUGGUACAGAUGCUCCUGGCGUCCUCUGCUGAUCCCAACUCCAGGCACCAUUGGGGAGGGACACCUCUGCACGCGGCAGCACACAGUGGCCACGCAGACGUGGUGGCUGUGUUGCUGGAGGCAGGAAGUGAGAUGCGAGCCAGAGAUAACAUGGGGAAGACCUCCCUGGACUACGCCAGGCUGAAUAAACACCAGCACCUGGAAGAGAUGCUAUUUUGAAGCUU